AUGUUGCCGACGCCUGUGUCGACGGUGAACAGCUACUUGCAUACGACAUGUGCGCCUCCUUUAGCUCAUAGAAAAUUGAAGGCUGCUAAUGUUUUACUUGAUGAAGAUCUAACGCCUCGGAUCUCCGACUGCUAUCUCACUGUUUUGAAGCCCCUAACAAUUAGCAGUGCUAGAGCUCUGGCUUCAGAAACGGAUACUGGUGGCAUUUCUUAUGAACACAUGAAACCUGGAACUGGUAACCAAAAGGACGAUGUUUAUGCGUUUGGAGUGCUGCUUUUGGAGAUUUUGACUGGAAGGAAGCCUUUCGAUGGGUACGUUAUUCAAUUACAACGUUAUUUUGCUGUCGAAUUUUGCUCUGAUUUAGGGUUGUUUGGCAUAUCUGAUCUUGCCAUAUCUUUUUCCUUCUCAAGAUUACGAAUUUGA
Lactuca virosa is the source of this 423-nucleotide messenger RNA. NCBI's taxonomy places the organism in Eukaryota, Viridiplantae, Streptophyta, Magnoliopsida, Asterales, Asteraceae. The record is from the annotation of a GenBank genome assembly.